CAUAAAGGUGAAGCACUACCCUGGGACGCCAUCCAUAAUCGUUUCCUUAAGGAGUGCCGUCGUUGUGUGUGGUGCUGCAAUCAGUGCUUUCUCUUCUCGUUCCGGUUGCGUCCGGUUCCUUCCCUCACCAGAAACCAGAAGCCAGAUAGUGAACAGAGAGCAGAGAAAGAGAGCCAGGUGUUUGCCAGGAGCUAGAAAAGCGAACGGAACUAGCCUCAUUUAGAAGGCGGCACCGCAAGCGUUACCGCACAAUAAUGGCGCAAACGUUUCUGAUGGAAAGGAUUUUCCCGUUCCGUGUGGCCGGGCUACGCCGCUUCUUGCUGCUACUGUUCGUCUAUCGAGCAUUGUCGCCAGCGGAAGGGAAAGCGACGGUCGAGCAAAUGAUGAAAUCGGGCGAAAUGAUUCGGUCCGUGUGUCUGGGCAAGACGAAAGUUUCGGUUGAACUGGUCGAUGGAUUGCGCCAGUCCAAGUUUGCGGACGUUAAGGAGCUUAAGUGCUACGUAAAUUGCGUGAUGGAAAUGAUGCAAACGAUGCGCAAAGGAAAACUGAACUACGAUGCAUCGAUCAAGCAAAUCGAUACGAUCAUGCCGGAUGAGUUGGCGGGUCCGAUGCGUGCGGCUUUGGACACGUGCCGUACUGUCGCCGAUGGCAUCAAGAACAAUUGUGAUGCCGCCUAUGCGAUGCUCCAGUGUCUGUCAAUGAACAAUCCGAAAUUCAUUUUUCCCUAACAUCCCUAAAGCCUGUCAUCAAUCAGUUUUAGGGAAAUGAAAUGGUAUGUUUUGGACGCCG
Messenger RNA from Anopheles darlingi, 789 nucleotides. Its product is annotated as general odorant-binding protein 72-like. Gene Ontology annotation, biological process: sensory perception of smell; olfactory behavior. Lineage: Eukaryota; Metazoa; Arthropoda; Insecta; Diptera; Culicidae. Gene Ontology annotation, cellular component: extracellular region. The transcript is spliced from 3 exons. The record is from RefSeq and is a predicted model, not a curated record. Bases 255 to 728 code for a protein of 157 amino acids. Gene Ontology annotation, molecular function: odorant binding; dibutyl phthalate binding.